AUGCUGUGUCAGGAUGUUCACCAAUUUGGUCAAAAGCUGGUCCGCAGGCGGCUACUGGAGCCCAGGGAGGGGUUUGAGAGGCCCAAGGCUGGUCAUCUGAACACUCUGGACCUGGUGGCCUUGGGUGUGGGCAGCACCCUGGGAGCUGGUGUGUACAUCUUGGUUGGAGAAGUGGCUGUGUAUGAGGCUGGACCAGCAACUGUCAUCUGCUUCUUUGCGGCCGGAGUGUCUACUCUUUUGUCCGGGCUCUGCUAUGCGGAGCUGGUGGCCUGGGUACCACGCCCCGGUUCUGCGUAUCUCUACAGCUACGUCACUGUGGGAGAACUGUGCGCCUUCAUCAUUGGCUGGAACCUCAUCCUGUCCUUUGUCAUGGCGACUGCCUGUGAGGCCAGAGCCUGGAGCUACACCUUUGACAGCCUGAUUGGGAACCACAUCUCUCAGGCAUUACAGGAGAUGUUCUCUCUGAACGUGCCCUACUUCCUGGCCACCUAUGUAGACUUUUUUGCCUUCGUCCUGGUGCUGCUGCUCACAGGACUACUGGUUCUGGGAGUUCAUGAGUCAGCCCUAGUUAGCAAAGUGUUCACAAGCUUGAACCUUUUGGUCCUCAGCUUCAUCAUCCUCUCUGGCUUCAUUAAGGGAGACCUGCACAACUGGAAGCUCACGAAUCAGGACUACUCAUUGAACACAUUGAACACAUCUGGAUACAGUGACAUCUCUAGCUUGGGCCCUCUGGGUUCUGGAGGGUUUGUGCCCUUUGGCUUUGAAGGGAUUCUUCAUGGAGCGGCGACAUGUUUCUACGCCUUUGUUGGCUUUGAUGUCAUUGCCACUACAGGGGGUGAAGUCCCAAAUCCUCAUCGUUCCAUCCCCUUGGGCAUCGUGAUUUCACUCUCCAUCUGCUUUUUGGCAUGUUUUGGUGUCUCAGCGGCACUCACCCUCAUGGUGCCCUACUACCAGAUUCAGCUUGAAAGCCCCUUGCCACAGGCUUUUCUCCACGUUGGGUGGGGCCCUGCCAGAUAUGCUGUGGCUGUUGGUGCCCUCUGUGCUCUUACAUCCAGUCUCCUGGGUACCAUGUUCCCCAUGCCUCGGUUGAUCUAUGCAAUGGCAGAGGAUGGGCUCCUUUUCCAGGGACUUGCUCAGAUCUAUACCUGCACAAGCACCCCCAUCCUGGCCAUUAUAUUGGCUGGAAGUCUUACAGCAGUCAUGGCACUACUCUUUGAGCUCACUGAUCUUGUGGACCUCAUGUCAAUUGGGACCCUGCUCGCUUACGCCUUGGUGGCCUUUUCUGUGCUUGUCCUCAGGUACCGAUCAGAACAGACUUUAAGCAAGAAGGAGGAAAUUGAUAUUUCAAAACAUGAAGCAAGUCCUUCAGAACCAGUACCUGAAGCAAGAAUCUCAAGGAUUCUGAAGACUCUGUGGUUCCCUACCAGCACCAUCCCCACUCUGAAGUCUGGCCAGAUUGUCUAUGGAUGUGCCUCCCUGCUUGUUCUCCUGCUGACCAUCCUGAGUGUGAUCCUGGCCCAGUGGCCCAGCCAGGUGUUCUCUGGAGACCCCGGGCUCACAACAGUGACUGUGCUGCUGCUGCUGCUCAUCACUGGGGUCACAGUCAUCAUCUGGAGGCAGCCCAAGGACCCAGCUCCUGCGUACUUUGAGGUCCCUGCUCUGCCUGUCCUCCCACUGGUGAGCAUCUUUGUGAAUGUUUACUUGAUGAUGCUGAUGACCCCGAGGACUUGGACCCAAUUUGGAAUCUGGAAUGCAAUUGGAUUUCUCAUAUACUUUGGAUAUGGGAUCCGACACAGCCUAGCAGGGAACAAUCAUCAAUAG
Molecule: messenger RNA, 1821 nt
Organism: Rangifer tarandus platyrhynchus (Svalbard reindeer)
Lineage: Eukaryota; Metazoa; Chordata; Mammalia; Artiodactyla; Cervidae
Source: the annotation of a GenBank genome assembly